CAAGAGGUUCAAAACAAAAAAAGUUGUAUCAAAAUAAAGAGAAGCAUCCAUUAUGGCCGCUUCAUUCAGACGUCUUGCGAAGGACCAUGCCCAAUUGCAAUCCGCUCUCCCUCCAAACUAUCUCCUCCUCGAGGCCGACGAUCCUCGAUCGCUUGCCGAUGACCUGACACAAUUGAAUGUACUCAUAACUGGUGCCGAAGGAACGCCUUACUCACAAGGGUUAUGGCUUCUACACCUUAGGGCACCCCUCGACUACCCGAAAUCCCCGCCCAAGGCGACGUUCAAAACAAGAAUCUACCAUCCAAACAUUGAGGAAUCUACAGGCGCCGUGUGUCUAGAGACACUGAAACGAGACUGGAAGAGCAGUCUGACAUUGAAGGAUAUUCUUGUCACCAUCUCGUGUUUGUUGAUCCAGCCAAAUCCAGAUUCAGCGCUGAAUGCUGCUGCUGGAGCCCUGAUCCAGGAAAACUACGACGCUUUCGCGGCGCAAGCCAAAUUGAUGACAAGCAUCCACGCACCAAUACCACGACAACUAGCCAAAGCCGUGGUGGAGGCAAAGAGAAGAGGAGAGGAGAACACCGAAGAUGGCUCGACAAAAACUAGCAACAGUGAUGCCAAAGCGAAUCAGACCCUCGAGGACAAUACCAAAGAAAAUGAGUCCAGUCACGACAAGAAGAUUAGCAGCAGAAUCAAACGUCCUUUGUGUGAAAUUUCAAGCACUGAAGGAUUAGAUACGCAGGACUCACAGAAUGACGAGGUGGCUGAGACUGGGCCGAUUAGAAAGUCUCCUCGUCUACUACGGCCUGGAACGUCGAAUACAGAGGACAUUUCGAGUGCAUUAUCUACGCAGGAGGAUGGUCUUGAUGAAGAAGACAAGGAGAACAUGGGCGUUGUGACGGACAAAGCCACCAAACGAGCAGUUCUGCCUCAAGCAACGGUACCCCCGAAAGGGUCCACGCUACGGAAGGUCUCGAACAUUGGGGGAACAAGAAAAGGGCUUCCACGGGUGGGUAUUCGCAGAUUAUAAGCAUAUCGACCCUCCGUCUUGACGGCACCUGCCGGAAUUUGUUCUACUUUUUCAGUCGAAGCGUUCGAGCGAAUUUUGCCAGUAUGUACCGAAUACGAGUGGGCUAUGGUAGGCCUUUAGGAAUGCCCGCGCAUGCCAGAGGAUCGGUGUGAAGGCGCAAAUUCGGAGCAGACAUUAUCGAGGGAAGCUGAUAUGAAAAUUCUGCCUUCGAGUACAGGACAUGUGACGACCGAGACUGAGCCGGAGUUCGUCGCUUCGAUUGCGUGCUUGUCGAUCCGAUAUGAAUUAUUCAUAUGAGAGGCGAGAACCCGCUUUACUGGGGAACAUCUGACUAGAUCUCUGCACCGAGACUCCGUUUGUCGCGGUCCGCAUCCCAUUUUCUGUAUAGACGAUGGAGCUGAAUGGAGAUUUCCC
Messenger RNA from Exophiala oligosperma, 1441 nucleotides. RefSeq lists its product as uncharacterized. Bases 53 to 1027 code for a protein of 324 amino acids. Gene Ontology annotation, molecular function: ubiquitin conjugating enzyme activity. The record is from RefSeq and is a predicted model, not a curated record. NCBI's taxonomy places the organism in Eukaryota, Fungi, Ascomycota, Eurotiomycetes, Chaetothyriales, Herpotrichiellaceae. The transcript is spliced from 2 exons. Gene Ontology annotation, cellular component: nucleus. Gene Ontology annotation, biological process: protein polyubiquitination; ubiquitin-dependent protein catabolic process.